GAAAGCUGUAAGUAUAAAAGUUUAUGGAAACUUGCUCGUAGGUAGCUAGUUUCACUCGGGCUGUCACAAGUUUGUAGAGCGUUGCUCACAACUUGAACCAGCAUGGCGUUUCAAUAUGGAAUGCAACCUCCACCAGGUAUGCCACCACCUGGUAUGCCACCUGGAAUAUCACAACCUCCCCCUCCUGCUGGUGGACUCAGUGAGGAACGAUUACAGGAAAAAGCUAGAAAAUGGCAACAAUUGCAAUCAAAACGUUACGCAGAGAAAAGAAAGUUUGGAUUUGUCGACCCACAAAAGGAAGACAUGCCACCAGAACAUGUCAGGAAAAUUGUGAAGGAUCAUGGAGAUAUGACAAACAGGAAAUUUCGCCAUGAUAAAAGAGUUUAUUUGGGGGCUCUGAAGUACAUGCCUCAUGCUGUUCUAAAACUACUUGAGAACAUGCCAAUGCCUUGGGAACAGAUUCGGGAUGUUUCCGUCAUUUAUCACAUCACUGGAGCUAUUACUUUUGUCAAUGAGAUUCCAUGGGUCAUUGAGCCAGCUUAUAUCGCUCAAUGGGGUUCAAUGUGGAUUAUGAUGCGUCGCGAAAAACGUGAUCGUCGUCAUUUCAAGAGGAUGAGAUUCCCUCCUUUUGAUGAUGAGGAACCUCCUCUUGAUUACGCAGAUAACGUGCUGGAUGUUGAUCCUCUUGAAGCUAUCCAGCUUGAACUGGAUCCGGAAGAAGAUUCCUCUGUUUCUGAGUGGUUUUAUGAUAACAAACCAUUGCAGGAUGAACCCAAAUAUGUGAAUGGAACUUCUUAUCGGAAAUGGCAUCUGUCUCUUCCUAUCAUGUCUACAUUGUAUCGUCUUGCAAAUCAACUUCUCACUGAUCUCGUCGAUGACAACUAUUUUUAUUUGUUUGAUUUGAAAGCUUUUUUUACAUCAAAAGCUCUCAAUCAGGCUAUUCCUGGAGGACCAAAGUUUGAACCGCUGGUCAGAGAUUCAAAUUUGCAGGAUGAAGAUUGGAAUGAAUUUAAUGACAUCAACAAGAUCAUCAUCAGACAACAGAUAAGAACAGAAUACAAGAUUGCUUUCCCAUACUUGUACAACAAUCUACCAAAAUUUGUUCAUCUAGCAUGGUACCACACUCCCAAUGUUGUCUUCAUCAAAACUGAGGAUCCAGAUCUUCCAGCAUUUUAUUUUGAUCCGUUGAUCAAUCCAAUAUCACAUCGAAGUAAUAUUAAAACAUCUGAAGCCGUUAUGGAAGAAGAUAUUGAAGCGUUUGAACUUCCAGAAUAUGUUCAACCAUUAUUGCAAGAAAAUCCGUUAUAUACAGACAACACGGCUAAUGGCAUCGCCCUUCUUUGGGCUCCGAGACCGUUCAAUCUGAGAUCAUCAAGAACGAGGAGAGCUGUGGACGUGCCUUUGGUCAAAACAUGGUACAGAGAACAUUGCCCAGCUGGUCAACCAGUAAAAGUAAGAGUUUCUUAUCAGAAGUUGUUGAAAUGUUAUGUACUGAAUGCUCUGAAACAUCGGCCACCUAAACCACAGAAAAAGAGAUACUUGUUUCGCUCGUUCAAAGCAACAAAAUUUUUCCAAUCAACGAAACUUGAUUGGGUAGAAGUUGGAUUACAGGUUGCAAGACAAGGUUACAACAUGUUGAAUCUUCUUAUUCAUCGAAAGAAUCUUAACUAUCUUCAUCUGGAUUAUAAUUUCAACUUGAAACCGGUAAAAACAUUGACAACCAAGGAACGUAAGAAGUCCCGUUUUGGAAACGCUUUCCAUUUGUGCAGAGAAGUGUUGCGUCUCACUAAACUAUUUGUUGACAGUCAUGUGCAAUUCAGACUGGGAAAUGUGGAUUCCUUUCAGCUUGCGGAUGGAUUACAAUACGUAUUUGCUCAUGUUGGACAAUUAACAGGAAUGUACAGAUACAAAUAUAAACUGAUGAGACAAAUCAGAAUGUGCAAAGAUCUGAAGCAUGUCAUCUAUUAUCGAUUCAAUACUGGUCCAGUUGGGAAAGGUCCAGGAUGUGGUUUCUGGGCCCCUGGUUGGAGAGUUUGGAUUUUCUUCUUGAGAGGAAUCACUCCGUUACUUGAAAGAUGGCUCGGUAAUCUCUUGGCAAGACAGUUCGAAGGAAGACAUUCAAAGGGAGUUGCCAAAACAGUCACUAAGCAGAGAGUUGAAUCCCAUUUUGAUCUGGAAUUGCGAGCUUCAGUCAUGCACGACAUUAUUGACAUGAUGCCGGAAGGAAUAAAGCAAAAUAAAGCCAGAACGAUUCUGCAACAUCUUAGUGAAGCUUGGAGGUGCUGGAAAGCAAACAUUCCAUGGAAGGUUCCUGGCCUUCCAACACCAAUUGAGAACAUGAUUCUCCGAUACGUGAAAGCGAAAGCUGAUUGGUGGACAAAUACGGCUCAUUACAAUCGUGAACGAAUCAGACGUGGAGCUACUGUCGAUAAAACUGUUUGUAAAAAGAACUUGGGAAGAUUGACAAGAUUGUAUCUUAAAGCUGAGCAAGAAAGGCAGCAUAACUAUUUGAAGGAUGGGCCGUACAUUACUGCUGAAGAAGCUGUUGCAGUUUACACAACAACAGUGCAUUGGUUGGAAAGCAGACGUUUCUCUCCGAUUCCUUUUCCACCUCUCAGUUAUAAACACGACACCAAGUUGCUUAUUCUGGCUUUGGAGAGAUUAAAGGAAGCUUACAGUGUCAAAAGUCGUCUGAAUCAAUCCCAACGUGAGGAACUUGGAUUGAUUGAGCAAGCUUAUGAUAACCCUCACGAAGCUUUAUCGAGGAUUAAGCGUCAUUUACUCACUCAGAGAGCUUUCAAAGAGUGCGGAAUCGAAUUUAUGGAUCUCUACAGCCAUCUAGUGCCAGUAUAUGAUGUUGAACCACUGGAGAAAAUCACUGAUGCAUAUCUCGACCAAUAUCUUUGGUAUGAAUCGGACAAGAGACGUUUGUUUCCACCUUGGAUCAAGCCUGCUGAUACUGAACCACCUCCUCUGCUUACUUAUAAAUGGUGCCAAGGCAUCAACAAUCUUCAAGAUGUCUGGGAGACGGCAGAAGGUGAAUGUGAUGUCAUGAUGGAAACUAGAUUUGAAAAAUUAUAUGAAAAGAUUGAUUUGACUUUGCUUAACAGGCUUCUUCGUCUGAUAGUCGAUCACAACAUUGCUGAUUACAUGACGGCAAAGAACAACAUCGUCAUUAACUACAAGGACAUGAACCACACUAAUUCAUAUGGAAUUAUUCGAGGACUUCAAUUUUCAUCUUUCAUUGUUCAAUAUUAUGGAUUAGUCUUGGAUUUACUUGUUCUUGGUUUGCAGAGAGCCAGUGAAGUAGCAGGUCCACCACAAAUGCCGAAUGACUUCCUAACAUUCCAAAACAUUGCAACUGAGACUGGACAUCCGAUCAGACUCUACUCAAGAUAUAUUGACAAAAUUCAUAUGUUCUUCAAAUUUUCUGCUGAAGAGGCUCGUGAUCUUAUUCAACGAUAUUUAACUGAACAUCCAGAUCCAAACAACGAGAAUAUUGUUGGUUACAAUAACAAGAAAUGUUGGCCGAGAGAUGCCAGAAUGAGACUGAUGAAACACGACGUCAAUCUGGGUCGAGCUGUCUUUUGGGAUAUCAAGAAUCGUCUACCUAGAUCUGUUACCACAGUAACAUGGGAUAGUUCAUUUGUUUCAGUUUACAGCAAAGAUAAUCCAAAUCUCCUGUUUAACAUGUGCGGAUUUGAGUGCAGGAUUCUGCCAAAAUGUAGAACAACUUUUGAGGAAUUCACUCAUAAGGACGGUGUUUGGAAUCUUCAGAAUGAAAUCACAAAAGAACGAACUGCUCAAUGUUUCUUGAGAGUUGACGAUGAAUCGAUGCAAAGAUUCCACAACAGAGUCAGACAAAUUCUCAUGGCUUCUGGUUCAACUACAUUUACUAAGAUUGUAAACAAAUGGAACACUGCUCUCAUUGGAUUGAUGACAUACUUCCGUGAAUCUGUUGUAAACACUCAAGAACUUCUCGACUUACUCGUCAAAUGUGAGAACAAAAUUCAGACUCGAAUCAAGAUCGGUCUCAACUCAAAAAUGCCGAGCAGGUUUCCUCCAGUUGUGUUCUACACACCAAAAGAAUUGGGAGGUCUCGGAAUGUUGUCCAUGGGGCAUGUAUUGAUACCACAGUCUGACUUGAGAUGGUCAAAACAAACUGAUGUUGGCAUCACCCAUUUCCGAUCUGGAAUGAGCCACGAUGAAGAUCAGUUGAUUCCUAACUUGUACAGGUACAUCAUGCCGUGGGAGAGUGAAUUUAUUGACUCACAGAGAGUGUGGGCUGAGUACGCACUCAAACGACAAGAAGCAAAUGCUCAGAAUCGACGUUUAACUCUCGAAGAUUUAGAGGACUCGUGGGAUCGUGGUAUUCCACGUAUAAAUACUUUGUUUCAGAAAGAUCGUCACACGCUUGCAUAUGACAAAGGAUGGAGAGUAAGGACUGAUUUCAAGCAAUAUCAGGUCUUGAAGCAAAAUCCUUUCUGGUGGACUCAUCAACGUCACGACGGAAAAUUGUGGAAUUUAAAUAAUUAUCGAACCGAUAUGAUUCAGGCACUUGGGGGUGUAGAGGGAAUUCUAGAACAUACUUUGUUCAGAGGAACAUAUUUCCCAACAUGGGAAGGUUUGUUUUGGGAGAAAGCAAGUGGAUUUGAAGAAUCCAUGAAAUAUAAGAAACUAACAAACGCUCAGAGAUCUGGUUUGAAUCAAAUUCCCAACAGACGAUUCACUUUAUGGUGGUCGCCUACGAUUAACCGUGCCAAUGUUUAUGUUGGUUUCCAAGUCCAGUUGGAUUUGACAGGAAUCUUCAUGCAUGGAAAGAUCCCAACAUUAAAGAUCUCUCUCAUCCAAAUCUUCAGAGCUCACUUGUGGCAGAAAGUACAUGAGAGCGUUGUGAUGGACUUGUGUCAGGUUUUUGAUCAAGAACUUGAUGCCCUUGAAAUUGAGACAGUGCAGAAAGAAACAAUCCAUCCCAGGAAAUCAUACAAAAUGAACAGUUCUUGUGCUGAUAUUCUGUUAUUUGCUGCUUACAAGUGGAAUGUUUCUAAACCUUCACUUCUGGCCGAUUCUAAAGACAUGAUGGACAGUACUUCCACACAGAAGUACUGGUUGGAUAUCCAGCUACGUUGGGGAGAUUAUGACAGUCAUGAUGUUGAGCGUUACGCUCGUGCUAAAUUCCUCGACUAUACGACAGAUAACAUGAGUAUUUAUCCAUCUCCUACUGGACUUCUGAUCGCAAUUGACUUGGCGUACAAUCUACAUAGUGCUUAUGGAAACUGGUUCCCAGGUUGCAAGCCACUCAUUCAACAAGCGAUGGGUAAGAUCAUGAAAGCCAAUCCAGCAUUGUACGUACUUCGUGAACGAAUUCGUAAAGGUUUGCAACUGUAUUCCAGUGAACCUACAGAACCUUACUUAUCGUCACAAAACUACGGAGAAUUGUUCAGCAAUCAGAUUAUCUGGUUCGUUGAUGACACCAAUGUAUACAGAGUCACUAUUCAUAAGACAUUUGAAGGAAACUUGACAACCAAACCAAUCAAUGGAGCCAUCUUUAUAUUCAAUCCAAGGACCGGUCAGUUGUUCUUGAAGAUUAUCCACACUUCUGUGUGGGCAGGACAGAAACGUCUGGGACAGCUGGCAAAAUGGAAAACUGCUGAAGAAGUUGCGGCUUUGAUCCGAUCUCUUCCUGUUGAAGAACAACCGAAACAAAUCAUUGUCACAAGGAAAGGAAUGUUGGAUCCGUUGGAAGUCCAUUUACUUGAUUUCCCAAAUAUUGUCAUCAAAGGAAGCGAACUACAGUUGCCUUUCCAAGCUUGCUUGAAGGUUGAAAAACUUGGAGAUUUGAUUCUGAAAGCAACAGAACCUCAGAUGGUUUUAUUCAAUCUUUACGAUGAUUGGUUGAAGACUAUUUCAUCAUAUACUGCGUUCUCUCGUUUAAUCCUGAUUCUACGAGCUCUCCAUGUUAAUCCUGAUCGAACCAAAGUUAUUCUGAAACCCGACAAAACAACGAUCACAGAACCUCAUCACAUGUGGCCCUCUCUCGGAUUCGACGAAUGGAUCAAAGUAGAAGUUGCUCUGAAAGAUCUGAUCUUGGCUGAUUACGGGAAGAAAAACAAUGUAAAUGUGGCAUCCCUCACCCAGUCUGAGAUACGUGAUAUUAUUCUUGGUAUGGAGAUCAGUGCUCCAUCGCAACAACGACAACAGAUUGCAGAAAUUGAGAAACAAACUAAAGAACAAUCACAGUUGACUGCUACUCAGACUCGUACUGUCAACAAACAUGGAGAUGAAAUCAUCACUUCGACAACAUCGAACUAUGAGACACAAACAUUCUCUUCCAAAACUGAGUGGAGAGUUCGUGCUAUUUCUGCAACUAAUCUACAUCUCAGAACAAACCAUAUCUACGUGUCAUCUGAUGACAUCAGAGAAACAGGAUUCACAUAUAUUCUGCCAAAAAAUAUUCUGAAAAAGUUCAUCUGCAUUUCUGAUCUACGAGCACAGAUAUCUGGAUAUCUUUUCGGCAUAAGUCCAGCAGAUAAUCCCCAAGUGAAAGAGAUCAGAUGCAUUGUCAUGGUACCACAGUGGGGAACUCACCAAACUGUUCAUUUGCCAAACCAACUCCCACAACAUGAAUAUUUGAGGGAACUUGAACCUUUAGGAUGGGUUCACACUCAACCUAACGAAUCUCCUCAACUUUCACCACAAGAUGUGACAACUCACGCUAAAAUCAUGGCUGACAAUGUUACUUGGGACGGUGAAAAGACAAUCAUCAUUACUUGCAGUUUCACUCCUGGAUCAUGCUCUCUCACUGCCUAUAAGCUGACACCUAGUGGUUACGAAUGGGGAAGACAAAAUACUGAUAAAGGAAACAAUCCGAAAGGGUAUCUUCCAUCUCAUUAUGAAAGAGUUCAAAUGCUUCUAUCUGAUAGAUUCCUCGGAUUUUUCAUGGUUCCUGCACAAUCGUCAUGGAAUUAUAACUUCAUGGGUGUACGUCACGAUCCCAACAUGAAGUACGAACUACAACUUGCAAAUCCCAAGGAAUUUUACCACGAGAUUCACAGGCCAUCGCAUUUCCUUAACUUUGCUUCUGCGGAAGAGGGCGGAUGGUCCGCAAUGAUGGCUGAUAGAGAAAAUAUGUACGAAUGAAUAUUUGAGUUAAAAGCUCUCAAAGUCUGCAUUGGUAAUACUGUUUGUGAAAAAACUUUGAUAAUUUUUUUUACAAUUUUUCAAUUUGAGACUAAGCUGCUGAAAUGUAUGUUUUGUGUUCCCAAAUGUUAAAACUACAAACCAUUCCCUAAUUAUGUAUAUACACUUAAAAGGUUGAUUGAUAUUUCAAAAUUUUUUUGUGGUGUACAUUUUUUUAAGGAAAGUUCAAAAUUAUGGUAACAAAACGUAAGUAUACGCGUUUCUACAUAGAUCCCAUUAUGAGUUUUUUCACCAUCAUAAUUCUUGACAAUGUUCUAUUUGAAUAUCAAUCAAUCAAAUCUUCUAUUAUAGGCAGGGAUAACCAGAAACGAAUAAUUUUCAUUUAAAUACAUCCCUGAUAAAACUCGACCAAACAAUCAUGUAUUCAAAAUAAUACUGUACAUUUGCAGUAAAAUAUCCGGCUUUCACUCCUUAUAAGGCUGGUGAAAUUUGAAACGACAAUACUGUUGAUUUAUGGCAUUAUGAAUGCCGUAGUUAGUAUUCCAACUUAUUUUUCCCAAUCAUUUAAAAGCAACAUCAUACUUAAUUACCAAAACUAAGUGGACACACUGAACAUGGUUAUUAAACAUCAAACCGAAGUUUCCAGUAUUUAGGUUAGAUUCAUAUGGACAGGAAUUUCAGUUACACCAGCAUUAUUGAUAUUAUCAGUAAUAUGUACAUUGUAUUGUGCAAUGUACCUGUUAUUUGCUUGGAAUACUUUCGUGUUCCAACAAUUUGUUUCCUUGUCCAUCGAAAUGCAGUUUUGCCCAUUUCUGUUCAAAUUGUGUUCAAGAGAACAUAUGAAAUUUUUAUCAAUCUCUCAAUUGUAUGGACGAAUUUUGCAAAAUGUUCUGGUGCCAAGUCAUCAAAUUGUGUAGUUUUUUGUACAUAUUGUGUGGAAUAAACGAGCACAAAAUAAAAUUCCUUUGCGGAAAGUAAA
Styela clava is the source of this 8119-nucleotide messenger RNA. NCBI's taxonomy places the organism in Eukaryota, Metazoa, Chordata, Ascidiacea, Stolidobranchia, Styelidae. The record is from RefSeq and is a predicted model, not a curated record.